CAGGCUCUCUCUCUCGCACACACACCGGGAGAAACCUCCGUACUGAACUAACCCAUACAGCCUCACUCGGGAGUGGAUAUGUCUGCAAGUUUUGGAAUUUAAACAUGGAAUGGAUAUCUAACCCAAAGAUCACUUGAACUGGCCUCCCGACACACAGUGGGCCCCUCUAUAUGAUGUGCUGGAUGACUGCUCGUAUCGGAGAGGAGAACGCUGACGAUCGAUAGGAACUGUAUUUCUCUCCCUUUCACCCUCCGUUCGUUCCUUCAUCCCCUAUUUUGGAGGGAAAAAAAAGAAACGCACCCCCAUACCCCUCCUACAAUUAUAUACCCACACAGCACUGACUGAGGUGUGAGAGAGUGGGACAAGACAGGACAGGACAGACUCUCCUCGCGUUUUGAAGCAUCACCUCCAGACAUGUGGCCUCACCAGGGGCCCGUGGCUGUGCUGCUUAGCCCGGGAGGAGCGCUCCUCCUCGGGCUUCUGGCGGUCUCCGUGCCCCUGUCCCAGCCCAGGAUGGCCCCGGAGCCCUUCAAGACCUUCUCGCCGCCCGAGUCAGGGUUGACGCACCUGGCCAUCCACAACAAGACGGGCGAGGUGUACGUGGGCGCCGAGAAUUGGAUCUUCAAGCUGUCGGCCAACCUGACCAAGCUGCGGAGUCACAUGACGGGCCCCGUGGUGGACAAUGAGAAGUGCUACCCACCGCCCAGCGUGCAGGCCUGCCCCCACGAGCUGGCCCAGACGGCCAACAUCAACAAGCUGCUGCUGGUGGACUACGCCCAGAACCGGCUCAUCGCCUGCGGGUCGACAUCGCAAGGGAUAUGCCAGUUCCUGCGGCUGGACGACCUGUUUAAACUAGGCGAGCCGCACCACCGCAAGGAGCACUACCUGUCCAGCGUGUCCGAGUCGGGCACCAUGUCCGGCGUCAUCAUCUCCGAGGGCUCGGGCAGCAAGAUGUUCAUCGGCACGCCCAUCGACGGCAAGUCCGAGUACUUCCCCACGCUGUCCAGCCGCAAGCUGAUGGCCAACGAGGAGAACGCAGACAUGUUCAGCUUCGUCUACCAGGACGAGUUCGUCUCCUCGCAGCUCAAGAUCCCCUCGGACACGCUCUCCAAGUUCCCGGCCUUCGACAUCUACUACAUCUACGGCUUCAGCAGCGAGCAGUUCGUCUACUACCUGACGCUGCAGCUGGACACGCAGCUGACCUCGCCCGACGCCAGCGGCGAGCAGUUCUUCACCUCCAAGAUCGUGCGGCUGUGCGUGGACGACCCCAAGUUCUACUCCUACGUGGAGUUCCCCAUCGGCUGCACCAAGGACGGCGUGGAGUACCGCCUGGUGCAGGACGCCUACCUCAGCAAGCCGGGCAAGCAGCUGGCCAACUCGCUGGGCAUCUCCGAGACGGAGGACGUGCUCUUCACCGUCUUCUCGCAGGGCCAGAAGAACAGGGCCAAGCCGCCCAAGGAGUCGGCGCUCUGCCUGUUCACGCUGCGCCGCAUCAAGGAAAAGAUCAAGGAGAGGAUCCAGUCCUGCUACCGUGGCGAGGGGAGGCUCUCGCUGCCCUGGCUGCUCAACAAGGAGCUGGCCUGCAUCAACUCGCCGCUGCAAAUCGACGACAACUUCUGUGGGCAGGACUUCAACCAGCCGCUGGGGGGCACGAGCACCAUCGAGGGCAUCCCCCUCUUCCUGGACAAGGAGGACGGCAUGACCUCGGUGGCCGCCUACCAUUACCGCGGCAACACCGUGGCCUUUGCCGGCACCCGCAACGGCAGGCUCAAAAAGAUCCUGGUGAACUCUGUGAGUCCCGCGCGGCCCGCUCUGCUGUAUGAGAACGUUGCCGUUAGCGACGGGAGCGCCAUCCUCAGAGAUCUGCUCUUCAGCCCCGACCAACAACACCUGUACACACUCACCGACAAACAGGUGACACGGGUGCCCGUGGAGAGCUGUGAGCAGUACACCACCUGUGCCGAGUGCCUGGGCUCCAAGGACCCCCACUGCGGAUGGUGUGUCCUCCAUAACGUUUGUUCUCGUAAGGACAGCUGUGAGAGGGCGAGUGAGCCUCAGCGGUUCGCCUCGGACCUCAGGCAGUGUGUGGAGCUCACUGUGCAGCCAAGGAACAUCUCCGUCACCAUGUCUGAAGUGCAGCUGGUUCUUCAGGCCAGGAAUGUUCCGGACCUGUCUGCGGGGGUCAACUGCUCCUUUGGCGACUUCAUGGAGAGUGAGGCUCGCAUCUACAACGGCCGAAUCUACUGCCUCUCGCCCUCCACACGAGAGCUGGCCGCCAUCGCUCCUCACCAGGGUGACAAACGAGUGGUGCAGCUGUACCUCAAGUCAAACGAGACCAAGAAGAAGUUCGCCAGCGUGGAUUUCGUCUUCUACAACUGCAGCGUCCACCAAUCCUGCCUGUCCUGUGUUAACGGCUCCUUCCCUUGUCAGUGGUGCAAGUACCGCCACAUGUGCACGCAGAAUGCCAACGACUGCUCUUUCCAGGAGGGACGCGUCAACAUGUCCGAGGACUGUCCUCAGAUCCUCCCGUCCAGCCAGAUCUACAUCCCGGUGGGCGUGACCAAGCCCAUCACGCUGGCGGCGCGCAACCUGCCGCAGCCGCAGUCGGGCCAGCGCAACUACGAGUGCAUCUUCCACAUCCAGGGCGAGACGCACAGCGUCACCGCGCUACGCUUCAACAGCUCCAGCAUCCAGUGCCAGAAGACCACUUACAACUACGAGGGCAACGACAUCAGUGACCUGCCUGUGGAUCUGUCCGUGGUGUGGAAUGGCAACUUUGUGAUCGACAACCCCUUUAAUAUCCAAGCCCACCUGUAUAAGUGCCCUGCGCUGCGCGACAGCUGCGGCAUGUGUCUGAAGGCGGACCCGCGCUUCGAGUGCGGCUGGUGCGUGCAGGAGCGCAAGUGCAGCCUGCGCCAGGAGUGCAGCGCCCCCGAGCACACCUGGAUGCACGCCACCGCCGGCAACAGCCGCUGCAUGCACCCCCGCAUCACCAAGUUGUUCCCGGAGACGGGCCCCAGGCAGGGGGGCACUCGGCUGACCAUCAUCGGGGAGAACCUGGGCCUGCAGUUCAGCGACAUCGCCAACAAGGUCCGCAUCGGCAAGGUGGUUUGCCAGCCCAUUGAGGAGGAGUACAUCAGCGCAGAGCAGAUCGUGUGUCGAUUGGCUGAUGCCACAGGCCAUCCUGAGCAGAAGGCCCAUGUGGAGGUGUGUGUGCGGGACUGCCAGCCGGAUUACCGGGCCAUCUCACCCAAGCCCUUCACCUUUGUGUCGCCCUACUUCACGCGGGUCACCCCCUCUUUCGGGCCGCUGUCUGGGGGGACACGCAUCACCAUCCACGGCAUCCACCUGAAUGCCGGCAGCGCAGUCGCCGUCAAGAUCGGCCUGCACGCCUGCACCUACGAGAGACGUACUGCCAGGGAGAUUGUGUGCGUGACGCCAGCUGGACUGAACCCCGGUGGCACCCCUGUGAUGGUGGACAUCAACUCAGCCGAGCUGCGGAACCCGGAGGUGAAGUUCAACUACACGGACGACCCCACCAUACAGAAGAUCGAGCCCGAUUGGACCAUCGCCAGUGGUGGGACUCCGUUGACCAUAACUGGCGUGAAUCUGGCCACCAUUAGAGAGCCCAAGAUGAGGGCCAAGUACGGCUCUGCCAAGUCACUCAGUAACUGCACGGUGUUCAACAACACGGUGAUGGUGUGCAUGGCUCCGUCGGUGAACGUGUCCGAGCGGGGCUUCGCGGAGCUGGGCAGCUCUCCGGAUGAGAUCGGCUUCGUGAUGGACAACGUGCAGCUGCUGCUGGUGGUCAACGAGACCUUCAGCUACUACCCGGACCCCGUCAUCGAGCCCUUCCCCGGGGACGGCAUGCUGGAGCUCAAGCCCAGCUCGCCCCUCAUACUCAAGGGGCGGAACCUCAUCCCGUCGGCUCCAGGGAACUCCAGGCUGAACUACACGGUUCUGAUCGGGGACAUGCCCUGUGUGCUCACCGUCUCAGAGACACAGCUCAUGUGCGAAUGGCCCGACAUCACCGGAGAACACAAAGUCAUGGUGCGCGUGGGCGGCUUCAGCUACUCCCCAGGGACGUUGCAGAUCUACUCCGACAGCCUGCUGACGCUGCCCGCCAUCAUCGGCAUCGGCGGGGGCGGCGGCCUGCUGCUAUUGGUCAUCAUCGCCGUGCUCAUCGCCUACAAGAGGAAGUCCCGCGACGCCGACCGCACCCUCAAACGCCUGCAGCUGCAGAUGGACAACCUGGAGUCCAGAGUGGCCCUCGAGUGCAAAGAAGCCUUUGCGGAGCUGCAGACGGACAUCCAUGAGCUGACGCAGGAGCUGGACGGAGCGGGCAUCCCCUUCCUGGACUACCGCACCUACGCCAUGAGGGUGCUGUUCCCCGGCAUCGAGGACCACCCCGUGCUCAAGGAGAUGGAGGUUCCAGCCAACGUGGAGAAGGCCCUGGCGCUCUUCGGGCAGCUGCUGAACAAGAAGCACUUCCUGCUGACGUUCAUCCGCACGCUGGAGGCGCAGCGCUCCUUCUCCAUGCGCGACCGCGGCAACGUGGCCUCCCUCAUCAUGACCGCGCUGCAGGGCGAGAUGGAGUACGCCACCGGGGUGCUCAAGCAGCUGCUCUCCGACCUCAUCGACAAGAACCUGGAGAGCAAGAACCACCCCAAGCUACUGCUGCGCAGGACAGAGUCUGUGGCUGAGAAAAUGCUGACCAACUGGUUCACGUUCCUCCUCUACAAGUUCCUGAAGGAGUGUGCUGGGGAGCCUCUGUUCAUGCUGUACUGUGCCAUGAAGCAGCAGAUGGAGAAGGGUCCCAUCGACGCCAUCACGGGCGAGGCGCGCUACUCCCUCAGCGAGGACAAGCUCAUCCGACAGCAGAUCGACUACAAGACCCUGACGUUGCACUGCGUGAACCCCGAGAACGAGAACGCUCCGGAGGUGAUGGUGAAGGUGCUGAACUGUGACACCAUCAUGCAGGUGAAGGAGAAGCUCCUGGACGCCGUCUACAAGGGCACGCCCUACUCCCAGAGGCCCAAGGCCGGAGACAUGGACCUGGGUAAGAUACAGGAAUGGCGCCAGGGCAGAAUGGCCAGAAUCAUACUGCAGGACGAAGAUGUCACCACCAAGAUCGACAACGACUGGAAACGGCUCAACACCCUCGCUCACUAUCAGGUGACGGACGGGUCAGCUGUAGCCCUGGUUCCCAAGCAGAACUCCGCCUACAACAUCUCCAACUCCUCAACCUUCACCAAGUCUCUCAGCAGAUACGAGAGCAUGCUGCGAACAGCCAGUAGUCCAGACAGCCUGCGCUCGCGGACGCCCAUGAUCACGCCAGACCUGGAGAGCGGGACCAAGCUGUGGCACCUGGUGAAGAACCACGACCACUCAGACCAGCGCGAGGGCGACCGCGGCAGCAAGAUGGUCUCCGAGAUCUACCUGACGCGACUUCUCGCAACUAAGGGUACGCUGCAGAAGUUUGUGGACGACCUGUUUGAGACAAUCUUCAGCACGGCCCACCGCGGCAGUGCGCUGCCUCUGGCCAUCAAGUACAUGUUCGAUUUCCUGGACGAGCAGGCCGACAAACACACCAUCUCAGACUACGACGUACGGCACACCUGGAAGAGCAACUGCCUGCCUCUGCGUUUCUGGGUGAACGUCAUCAAGAACCCCCAGUUUGUCUUCGACAUCCACAAGAACAGCAUCACGGACGCCUGUCUGUCGGUGGUGGCCCAGACCUUCAUGGACUCCUGCUCCACCUCCGAGCACAAGCUGGGCAAGGACUCGCCCUCCAACAAGCUGCUCUACGCUAAAGACAUUCCAAACUACAAGAACUGGGUGGAGAGGUACUAUUCCGACAUUGCCAGGAUGCCGGCCAUCAGCGACCAGGAUAUGAGUGCGUACCUGGCCGAGCAGUCUCGUCUGCACCUCAACCAGUUCAACAGCCUGAGCGCACUCCAUGAGAUCUACUCAUACAUUGUCAAGUACAAGGACGAGAUCUUGUCUGCGCUGGAGCGGGAUGAGCAGGCGCGUCGCCAGCGGCUGCGUAGCAAGCUGGAGCAGGUCAUCGACACCAUGGCACUGGCCAGCUGAGGGCGGAGCCUCACUGUAGACCACACCCCCUUUAUUUCCUCCCUCCCUCGCUCCCGACUGACCACACCCACCCGCCCACCGACCGACCCACCGACCCACCUUCAGCCUCGGACCCCUCUCCCCUCGUACGUCUCCAUGGAUGUAUGUCGCCCAAUGACCCUUCCCCUACCAGACCCCCCCGCCCGCCAAAAGGCCCCAUCCCCACCCAGGAGUACACGGAGGAAGGGGUUAGGGUUAGGGUUUGGGGGGUGGGGGAGGUAAUGGAAUCAGAUGGACAGAUGGAGGGAUGAAUGGACGGACGGAUGGAUGGAAGGAUGACUAGACAAAGAAACGUGGGUCCACUCCCCCACCCAUAAACUACAGACUGCAAGGACAUGAGCAGAACACUGGAGGACAAGCAGAGCUGGGCACACUGUGUGUGUGUGUGUGUGUGUAUGUGUGUGUAUGCACACGUAUAUGUGUGUGUGUGUGUGUGUGAGUCUGAGUGUGUGUGAGAGAGAAAUAAUGUGUGCAUGUGUAUAUUGGUGUGUUGUCCAUUGCACACACCUGUGAGUUUGUGUUUGUUUGUGUGUGUGUGUGUGGGGGUGGGUGACCAUUCUCAGGUCGACACACACACGCCAUCACGGAUAAGCAUUUGAUUAUUAUCGUCGCUGUUGCAAUUUUUCUUUUUAUUGGUUUACGUUUUUUUAUUAUUAUUAAUAAUUAUUUGUGACAUUUGUGUGGAAGGACGUGCAUCUCCAUGUUCCGAGCACGUGCAACCUCCUCUUGCCAAUUACCUUGGCGAAGGAAUCCAGAAGGAAUGUUUGUUUCGACGUUGGCAAAAAAAAAAACCCUCCGUCCAAUAGGAGGGUGUUUUAUUGGAUCAUGUGACCGGCUGUGGGACUCGUGAUAGGCCACGUGGCGUUUUAAAAGACUGUCGAUUGGUGUUUAUUUGUGUGUGUAAAUGUACUCAGCUGCCCACUCUCAGCUCUACGCCACUUGUGUUCCUGCUGAAUUUGCACAGUUUACAGAAACCAAUACAAAGGAAAAGAUAUACAGAUAUUAUAUAGGAAAAUACAAGUUACAUUUUCAAUGAAGCAACGGUGGAUUUACGAAAGAAAAAAAACUUUAACAAAAAAAAAGUUUAUUUGCCAUUUUAAAUGUCCACACGCUCACACAGUGAAAAAACCAACCGAGAUGAAUUUGAUAUUUCAGCAGAACUACAUAGAGAAGAAGACGACGAAGAAGAAAAAAAAAAGUUGUACAAAAAUGAUCAAGAAUUUUUGUCCUGUGCCAUGUUUUAUUUGAAUGUUGUUUAGUGCAAAGACAUUUUGUUUGAUGGAAUGUGCUAUGAUUUGAAUAUGAACUUGCCUCGUGACUGAUAAAAGAGUGUUUAGAUUAUUAGACGACAAAAAAUGAAAGGAAACCAUGGAGGAGGAGAAGGAGGAGGAGCUGCUGAUGGCAGGGAGGGAGGGGCUUACUGAAAAGCAGGAAGUAGAACCUGGAGCUGAAGCUGGAGAGAUCACAGAGAAACAAACAAGCAAACAAGCGAAAUGUCUCUUAUAAAACUUGGAAUUACUUGAGCUUUUUCUCGGGCUGUCUGGCUCCACAGGGGUAUCUUUGGAAAAAAAAAACAACAACAGAAGAACAAAAGAUAUUCAGUACACACAGUCACUCACACAUGCACUCACACACACACACACACACACACACACACACACACACACACACACACACACACACACACACACACACACACACACACACACACACACACAAACAUAUACACACACACACACACACACACACACACUCCCUGUCCCCAUUUAUGUGAAGGCGUGUUCCAUGCCAGUUGCGGCUGGUGUGUUGGCGCUGUAUGUGAAUGAUGUAGUACACCCCCCUCCCCGAAUCACACACUCCCUUUCCUCUAUUUCUCCCCCUUUGAGCCUAUUGAAGAUACCCCCCACCACACACACACACACACACACACACACACACACACACACACACACACACACACACACACACACACACACACACACACACACACACACAUUCCUCCACCCCCCCCGCCACACCUCAACGCCUCCAACCCUCGUGGGCAUCUUAAAUGUGAAAGGUGGGAGGCCAGCCGGCAAAAUACCACCGCAGCUGUCAGUCAACCAAUGAGUGAUGUGACCCGUGUGAUUGACAUAUUCAGGCACCAACCACCUUCCACCACCACCACCAUAUCCCCCCCACUUUUCCUCUUGCUCCACACAGCAGAUACUCUGGAGUUUGGUACAUCCUGUGCUUCUACCUUUCCUUUCCUUCUCCAUCUUCUUCCUAAUGCUUCUCUACGUCACUCUCUGGCUCACAGCUAUGCUCUGCACCCCCCUUAUUGAGUGGUCUGAGCAUGGGCUGGUUGUGUGUGUGUGUGUCUCUCCACCGGCCAUGGCAUUGUUCAGUUUCUCAUAGAGCUGAGGAGAAGGAUGGAAGGAUGGGUGGAGAGGGAAAAGAGAGAAAAAGAGAGAAAGAUCAGAGGACAGAGAGGCUUGCAUGGUUGUGGGGAUGGGGGUGGGUCAGCCUUAACAUUCACCUCAUUAAUGCUCUCAAUGAUCUGAGACCAUCAGAGGAACUGGCAAGAAGGGAAGGGAGAAUAGGAAGGUUUUUUUUCUAAUCUUUUUUUGUAGUCAUUAGCAUUACAAGUCUUGAAGUAAUCUUGUUAGCGCUUGCCCACACUACCCCCAUACCCCAUGCAUUCACUGUUUGUGGAUGUGUGUGUGGGUGUUUUUAAAAGAGAAAUUUGUGAUUUGGUCGUCUCUGAUAAAGUUUGACUUUGAUUGCAGUUUUUUUUUUCACUUGGCUGGCUGCUUCUUAUUGGAUUUGCGAGUUCUCUGAUUCACGCUGCGCUAUUUAAUUGUGUUUUGCCUUUUGGAGUUAGAUUCACACAACCUCUAAAGCGAUCACUUCAUUCAGCAUGAGAAUUUUUUUUAAAUUCUUGUUUUGUGUGGCUAUAUAUUUGGCUUCCUUCAACAUAGAAAUAUUUUAUUUUUCUUCAGUGGUACGAGAGAAACAAUAUCUCAUUAAAUCAAUAGCUUCAUUUCUUGCAUUCUUGCAACAAAGUGGACUUACAUAGCAUACAGCAUUCAGUUGAUGUUGUUAUUGAGUUUUUUAUGGGCUUCUGCCAAAGGACAACGAAUUGUUGCUUUUGUUUUUAUUCUUGGUGUUCCAUCUUCUCCUUUUAACUGCUUUCUUAGAUUGCGUUGGCAAACGUCUCAUUCGGUGGUGCUGGUAGAACCAUUUUUUUUUCUCAGGUAACUCAGUCAUUCAUGACAUGAAAGCCUGAGUCACAUUACCGCACAGACAGACAGACAGCACUCUUUUUUGUUCUUGUUCUUUUAAACAUGAUACUCCACAGGCGACCAUUUUGGGCUCCCUCUGAUUGACCAUGUUCAUGUUUUUUGAUCUGGACCAAAUCUCUCAUCACAAGUGGGUUCAAGAAGGGUCGGCCCCUGACAAGAGCGUGCUCAACCCCCCUACCCCAACACCCCCUCCCGCCCCCCUCCCCCGGGGAGUCUGCCCAGAUGCGUUGAUGGGUCUGCACUGGAGCUCCUGCUGACAGAGUUGGACUCUCUCAUCCAUAUUUAACCAGCUCCAGUCUAUAAAAAGAAGGAGCUAGCACUGCGCUAGCUACACACUUUUCCUUCUCUACUCUACUCCACUCUACUCCACUCCUCGCCUCAUUUUUUUUCGUAGAACACCUUUCUGUGUGUUUUUUUUCUAUUAUUAUUAUUUUAUUUUUUUACCUCCUCUUCACAGUUUUUGUGCUGUGCUGUGCUGUGCUGUGCUGGACAUGUAUCUUUUCAGCAGUCUUAGAUCUUAGCUAAUGGAAAUGAAUUACCUAGGAGCAGGCAGGCCCAUGCGAACCCCACUCACACAACCAAGCUUAUGAGUCGUCAGCACUAUGUGCACACAUACUCGGUUGGCGCGUUAUCAUGAAAUCAUUAUGGGCUUUUUAAAGGGUUCUGUGGCAGGGUUUUUUUUUUCCACAUCUAUUUGUUUUUUUUCAGGGCUAAAUCUCCCCUACUGUGUGCGGGCCCUCCAGCCAACAUUCGACUGGCACCAUUUUUGAGGCGGUUUCUCGUCGUGGGAGGCCGGUGUCUCUCCACUGCAGAGGAGAGGGUGUAGUUAGUAGAUGAUCAUGGAGCUAGCUACCAGUGGUGUUUAAUCACGGCAACAGGGCCAGGUGCGGAGCUAUAGGGAGGGCAGGUAGGGCACUUGCCCCUGGGCCCAGGGGGCCCUCCCGUAUUGGUGGUGGGGGUCCUAUUGUGAGAUUGGCAUGCUGUAUAGGGGGGCCUAUAAGUGUCUUGCCCUGGGGCCCUGUGUGCUAUUGUUCCGCCACUCCGCCACUGAACAGGGGCCUGCCCUGCUCAUUGUAAUGAAGAAGUUUUGAGUAGAGCACUUCCUCUGGAGGUGGCUGGUGGGCAGCUUUGAAGUCAGGAAAGAAGCUUUGAAUUCAGUGGGAUGGACACUGAGGUCCAGGUAGGGUUGGUGGACAGACAAGGCAGAGUGAAGGAAGUGAGGGCAAAUACUUAACCCGAAUUUGCCUAUCUCUCCUCACCCCCUUCUCUCUCUCUCUCUCUCUCUCUCUCUCUCUCUCUCUCUCUCUCUCUCUCUCUCUCUCUCUCUCUCAUUCACUCUCUCAUUAUCUGUCUCUCUGGCCCUCUUUCUUUCUCCCUACCUCCAUGAAAUGCCAGAGUAUCUGCUUCACAUAUGCCUUGAUUGCACAUGCCCAAUUUCCCAAUUUUGUGUUUGCUCCACAAAUUGCUCUAUUUCCUCCUUGGUGAACACGGCCCGUUGCCCAACACGCGCACGCAGGCAAAUACACACAGGCACACGCACACGCACACGCACACACACACACACACACACACACACGCACACACACACACACAUAUUCACACGCACACACAUACACAUAUCACACAAACACUGCCACAUCUCCCCACACUGUUCCCCCGUAACCGCCUUGGCUAGUAUAUCUCAACAACACUGAACAGCUGCACCCCCUUGCCUUGCCUUGCCUCUCGAUGCGAUGCGUCUAGCCUCCCCCUGAUUGUGCAUCGCUAUCCAGCCAAGUCCACCAGUCGUCCUCCCCUGAGGGCUCUCUUCUUCUUCUGGUCGUUGCCAGGCCAACCAGACGGACAGACAGACAUAUCCUCUCCCUGCCUUCUCCUCCAGCUCUUAUUUGUUUCAUUUUCUUUCUUUUUUGGGUUUUUCUUUUCUCUUUGUUUUGAAACUGUGGCAAACUAAGUAGCUGUCCUUUUUUGAAGAAGAAGAAAAAAAAAGAAAAACCUGCAUAGGCUGUAAGUGAUCCAACAUUUAAAUGAUAUUCAAACUACAGAAACUACAACUACAACAAAGAAAGAUCUCACAAAAGUUUUAAUAUUAUAAUGCUGACAAUGUUUUUAAGAGUUUCAGACUUGAAGCAGCUGUCACAAGUUGGCUGGUAAACGUUCAUUGUGUAAAUAUUCUGUUAUUUCCUAUUUUGCAGAUUUACUACUUGUAAAUACGUACACAUCAAGGAGAGAUUAAACAUGUUUUGCUAAAUAAAAAAACGUCGUGUGAUGUC
Engraulis encrasicolus (European anchovy) is the source of this 11686-nucleotide messenger RNA. RefSeq names its product plexin A1b (gene plxna1b). Gene Ontology annotation, biological process: negative regulation of cell adhesion; regulation of cell shape; positive regulation of axonogenesis. Bases 415 to 6093 code for a protein of 1892 amino acids. Lineage: Eukaryota; Metazoa; Chordata; Actinopteri; Clupeiformes; Engraulidae. Gene Ontology annotation, molecular function: semaphorin receptor activity; protein binding. Gene Ontology annotation, cellular component: plasma membrane; semaphorin receptor complex. The record is from RefSeq and is a predicted model, not a curated record. The transcript is spliced from 32 exons.